GUCGGGAGACAUAAAUGCUAACUGCGCGCGGAUAAGUUGCCAGCUGCCGAGUUUGCCGUGCCUUUUGUGGGGAGCGCUCUCCGGCUUUUGCUCACCGCCUUCCAGCCUUCCGCCGAGUUCUUCCCGGCUGGGUCUGUAGUUGCGAAGCCUUUUUCAUCUUUUCAAAACCACAAAAACCUCUAGCUGCUGAGGCUCCCGAGAGAUCAAGAUGUGGACGGCGCCAGCGUUGUUCUGGGUUUUGGGGAGCGCGUGGCUGUGGCACUUUGCGCAGGGAGGGCUAGAAGAUGAUAUUGUGACCCCAGGUGCAAGAGAUGGCAUGGUGACCCCAGGGCUAGAAGACAGAACCACAACCACAGGAGGACUGAAUGAACCUACUGGCAAGGCACCUCUGGUACCAACACACGCAAAGAUUCCCUUUGAGGAACUGUCAACCCCAGGAGUCUCAGACCAUGAUGACAAAGAACAUAAGAGUACAACCACUGUCAGAAUGGUGACUAGUCACUCUUCGGACAAGGAAACAAGUCACCCCAACAUAGAUAACACAGCUGACGAAACACAGACAACAGAUAAGAGAGAUGGCUUGGCAGUAGUGACCCUGGUUGGAAUCAUAGUUGGAGUCUUGCUAGCCAUUGGCUUCGUUGGAGGGAUCAUCAUUUUGGUUAUGAGGAAAAUUUCUGGAAGGUUCUCGCCCUAAGGAACUGAACAGAUCAAGCUGUUCUCCCAACAUAUCUGAAAAUAAGAGUGCUUCCAAUUUCCCCUGCUCCCCAUCCUCUGCUUGUGGAGGAAGAUGACCCAUGGGAUGCCCCCUGCAGCCAUGGUGACUCCUCCACUUGCCAGAGGUGCCAAAGGACAGACACGUGAUAAGCCAUGGCCCCUGGAGUCAUAUGCCUUUGGAAGAUAGACAUUUUUAAUAUAAGUUUUGUAAUAAAUGGUUCAAAAGACAACAUGCGUAGAAAAUGGAACAAAACUAUGUAAACUGACUUGUAACCAAGACAGUAUAAUCAGUUGGCUAUAGCUGAUUUAAGAGGCAAAAGAGUCUGGAAAUGUUUAUUAAAUCUGUGAAGUAGUUGGCUCCGGUGUUAUGUCAGAGAAGCACGGGCCUUUUUGCAGUUACUGACCUGUUGAUAUGUACACAGUCCGGGCUGGUGGGGUCUGUGUUUAAAUAUGUUUGAGUCAUAGAGUUGAAAAUGUAAACUUAAAGUCAGGCAUGAUGAGCCACCCCUUAUGGGAGUCUGGCUGGACCAUUUCAGAAGCAUUGAUUGUGGCUUCACUUCCAGGAAGAUACUUCGCUGUUUACAAUUCUCUAAGCCAUGAUGCCUUCGUGGCCCAGAGGUCUGUCCCCUCCACUUCCAUUGGGUAAUAGAAAACCCAAGUUAAGGAGUCACGUCCUUACCUCCCUAGACCCAGAUCUUCAGAGGAUCUGCUUCUUUCUGGACUGUGGAGGUCUUAUCCCAGAUGCUGAGAAGGCUGUUGGAUGUUGCAGGAUGCCAGAGGCUCAGCAGCUAUAGCCCCAAGAACGGAACUUGGUCCUUAAGCAAAGGAGACUCCUGAGCGCACUUUGGUGUAGGAAAUAAACCGACCAGUUUCUAGCAUCUGCCUUCUGCCACUGAGGAAAGUCAGGGAAAGCAAAAAGAAAUCUCGUGCAAUCUUAGUUGCUUUUAUGCAGCUGGGAUGUCAAGGUCUGGUUUUAAGAUAAUGACGCUUCCGGUCUUCAUGGCAUACCACAUCUUGCCGUGGGUUCAAUUGAAAAGGUCCCAGUAAUGAUCCACAGGGACAUCCUGUCUCUACCACCCAGCUCGACACUUCUCUUCCUGUGGAUGUAUUGAGUUCUGCUGCACAGUAUUGAACACUGGCCUGGCCAGAUACUCUGAAGACUGUGAUUAUACGACCUUUACUCCUCUAGCCUAGGAGAGUCCACAAGAUGGGGAGAAAAGUAAAUCAAUGUGGCUGUGUGUUGACCCGCCCAGCUGGCCCAGCAGGUUGCAGACUCACCCAUCAGCUGGCUAAGAGAAGCAGAUUAGAGGGGUCCUGUGAAUGAAACAUCUUCUAUCCCAUCAGUCAGAUUCCAAACUGGAGUUAAGAAUAAUGCCCAUUUCUUCUUUCUAUCCUUUCCCUUCUCGCCUCCACCCCACCCCCUCACUGUGGAAAAAUAACAGUCCAACCCAAGCUAUACAUGGGAGUUGGUGCCUGCUGGGACAGGGCUGUGUUUGUGUUGUCUUGUUCACCUGUGUUACUCUCAAUACAGUGUAGAAAUCUUUUCAAAUAAAACAUGAUUGUGUACAAA
Mesocricetus auratus (golden hamster) is the source of this 2284-nucleotide messenger RNA. It is a transcript of the gene Pdpn, whose product is annotated as podoplanin. Bases 209 to 694 code for a protein of 161 amino acids. The record is from RefSeq and is a predicted model, not a curated record. The transcript has 6 exons. Gene Ontology annotation, cellular component: basolateral plasma membrane; apical plasma membrane; filopodium. Gene Ontology annotation, biological process: regulation of myofibroblast contraction; regulation of substrate adhesion-dependent cell spreading; cell morphogenesis. NCBI's taxonomy places the organism in Eukaryota, Metazoa, Chordata, Mammalia, Rodentia, Cricetidae. Gene Ontology annotation, molecular function: chemokine binding; signaling receptor binding; protein-folding chaperone binding.